AUGGUUCAAUCAUCCGUUCUGGGCUUCCCCCGUAUGGGUCGGGUCCGUGACCUGAAGAAGGCUACUGAGGCCUACUGGGGUGGCAAGAUCUCUCGUGAUGAUCUUCUCGCCGAGGGCAAGCGUCUCCGUCUGGAGCACUGGAAGAUCCAGAAGGAUGCCGGUGUUGAUAUCAUCCCCAGCAACGACUUUGCCUUCUACGAUCAGGUUCUUGACCACAACCAACUGUUCGGUGUCAUCCCCGAGCGUUACAGCAAGUACAACCUACACGAUCUUGACACAUACUUCGCUAUGGGUCGUGGUCUGCAGAAGGAAGGUGUCGAUGUUCCCGCCUUGGAAAUGGUCAAGUGGUUUGACUCCAACUACCACUACGUCAAGCCUGCCCUGCAGGAGAACCAGGUCUUCAAGCUCGCUGCUGACCCCAAGCCCGUCCGUGAGUUCCUCGAGGCCAAGGCCGCUGGCAUCAUCACUCGUCCCGUCAUCAUUGGUCCUGUCUCCUACUUGCACCUUGCCAAGGCCGACCGUGAUGCCAAUGUGAACCCUAUCACUCAAUUGGAGAACCUCCUUCCUCUUUACGUUGACCUCCUGUCCCAGCUCAAGGCUGCUGGCGCUGAGGAUGUCCAGAUUGACGAGCCUGUCCUCGUCUUUGACCUUCCCGCUGAGGCCAAGGCUGCCUUCAAGCCCGCUUAUGCCAAGCUAGCCACUGACAAGGCUCCCCGCCUGACUGUGACCACCUACUUCGGUGACAUUGUCCACAACAUUGAGGUGCUCUCUGCCCUCCAAGGCGUUCACGCCAUUCACAUUGACUUGGUCCGUAACCCCGAGCAGCUUGACACCGUCCUCGCCGCUCUGGGCCCCAAGCAGGUUCUCUCCGCUGGUGUCGUUGACGGUCGCAACAUCUGGAAGACCAACUUCAAGGCCGCUAUCGCCAAGGUCGAUGCUGCUAUUGCCAAGCUCGGCAAGGACCGUGUUAUCGUCGCUACCUCUAGCUCCCUCCUCCACGUCCCUCACACUCUGGCCAGCGAGAAGAACCUCGACCCUGAGAUCCGUGACUGGUUCAGCUUCGCUGUUGAGAAGACCGCUGAGGUCGUUGUCAUUGCCAAGGCCAUCUCAGAGGGUGCCUCGGCCGUCGCCGAGCAGCUCGCUGCCAAUGCCAAGUCCGUCGAGUCCCGUGCCACAUCCAAGCGCACCAACGACCCUGCUGUCAAGUCUCGUCAGGCUGCCGUCACCAAGGAGAUGCACGACCGCAAGUCCCCCUUCGCUACUCGUAUUGCCGAGCAGACCAAGACUAUCAAGCUCCCUACCUUCCCUACAACUACCAUCGGUUCUUUCCCCCAGACCAAGGAGAUCCGUAUUCAGCGCAACAAGUUCACCAAGGGUGAGAUCACUGCUGCAGAGUAUGAGAAGUUCAUUGAGAAGGAGAUCCAGGACGUUGUCAAGAUCCAGGAGGAGCUUGACCUCGAUGUCUUCGUCCACGGUGAGCCUGAGCGUAACGACAUGGUUCAGUACUUUGGAGAGCGCUUGACCGGUUACACUUUCACCACAAUGGCCUGGGUUCAGUCCUACGGAUCCCGCUGCGUCCGUCCCCCAAUCAUUGUUGGUGACAUCUCGCGUCCUGCUCCCAUGACCGUCAAGGAGUCCAAGUACGCUGUCUCCAUCUCCAAGAAGCCCAUGAAGGGUAUGCUCACUGGUCCUAUUACCUGCCUGCGGUGGUCUUUCCCCCGUGACGACGUCCACCAGUCCGUCCAGGCUCAGCAGCUCGCUCUCGCUCUGCGCGACGAGGUUGUUGAUCUGGAGACUGCCGGUGUCGCCAUGAUCCAGGUCGAUGAGCCCGCUCUCCGUGAGGGUCUUCCCCUCCGUGCUGGCACUGAGCGUGAGAAGUACCUCAAGUGGGCUGUUGACGCUUUCCGUCUCUCCACUGCCGGUGUCACCGAUGCUACUCAGAUCCACUCCCACUUCUGCUACUCUGAGUUCCAGGACUUCUUCCACGCCAUUGCUGCUCUGGAUGCUGAUGUUCUGUCCAUCGAGAACAGCAAGUCUGACGCCAAGCUCCUCAAGGUCUUCAUCGAUGAGGAUUACCCCCGCCACAUCGGUCCCGGUGUCUACGACAUCCACUCUCCCCGUAUCCCCAGCGAGGAGGAGAUCAAGGAACGUAUCGCUCAGAUGCUUGAGUUCCUCAAGCCUGAUCAGCUCUGGGUCAACCCCGACUGCGGUCUCAAGACCCGUGGAUGGCCCGAGACCAAGGCGGCUCUCACCAACAUGGUUAACGCCGCCAAGUACUUCCGCCAGAAGUACGCUCAGUAA
Molecule: messenger RNA, 2301 nt
Organism: Penicillium taxi
Lineage: Eukaryota; Fungi; Ascomycota; Eurotiomycetes; Eurotiales; Aspergillaceae
Product: 5-methyltetrahydropteroyltriglutamate--homocysteine S-methyltransferase
Exons: 2
Coding region: 1-2301 (766 amino acids)
Molecular function (GO): zinc ion binding; 5-methyltetrahydropteroyltriglutamate-homocysteine S-methyltransferase activity
Source: RefSeq, a predicted model, not a curated record